Molecule: messenger RNA, 1050 nt
Organism: Callithrix jacchus (white-tufted-ear marmoset)
Lineage: Eukaryota; Metazoa; Chordata; Mammalia; Primates; Cebidae
Source: RefSeq, a predicted model, not a curated record
AUGGACAAAAGAAUUGAGACUGUUCACUCAUUCAUUCACACAAAUAUUGACUUAGCGUCUACUGGAGCCAGACCUUGUGUGGGGCCAGCAGAAGACUAUCAAAAGCUUGGAAUUUACGGGGCCUGUGCCACUUUUGUUGAAAAUCAUGACCCCAUACAAGGCAAAUUCAAUAAAAUUUGGGGCAUCCCUGACACUACCAAGAGAACAAUUGAGAGACUGACCAGGAAGGCCAGAAACCUGGUUUGCUGUGUGGGCACCGUCCCUGCAAAGGUCUGGGAGGAAGCUCCUCACACCAGCAAGGAAACCUCAAUGCAGGAAGCGACAGACUUUGGUGGUAGGGUUGUUGUAGAAGGUGAUAGAAUACUAAAAAUUGAUCAACUUUUUGCUGUUGGAGGUCUCCGACACCUCAUGUUUUACUAUCAAGAUGUGGAGGAAACAGGACAACUUGGCUCUUUAGGAGGGGUAAAUCUUGUUUCUGGAAAGAUUAAAAAACCUAAGGUGUUCGUGACUGAGGGAAAAGAUGUGGCCCUUACUGGGGCAUGUGUGUUCUUCAUCAGGACUGACCCUUCUAAAGCCAUCACCCCUGACAACAUCCACCAGGAGGUGAGCUUUAACAUGUUAGAUGCUGCCGAUGGAGGCCUGCUCAACAGUGUGAGGCGUUUGCUGUUGGACAUCUUCAUUCCUGCUCUCAGAGCCAUGAGCCAUGGCUGGGGCGAGCUUGAGGGCCUUCAGGACACAGCUCAUGUCCGGCAGGAGUUCCUGAGCUCCCUGGAAGGCUUUGUGAAUGUCCUGUCGGGUGCCCAGGAGAGUUUGAAGGAGAAGGUGAACCUUCGAAAAUGUGACAUACUUGAACUGAAAACCCUAAAGGAACCUAUGGACUACUUGACUCUAGCAAAUAACCCUGAGACUUUGGAGAAAAUAGAGGAUUGUAUGAAAGUGUGGAUCAAACAGACAGAACAGGUUCUCGCUGAAAACAAUCAGUUGUGGAAGGAAGCGGAUGACGUUGGGCCACGAGCAGAGCUGAGGCACUGGUAUCCAAGUUUAACUACC